AUGAUUAAGGUGCAUCCUAGAGCUGCUGGUGCAGUAAUCAGUGCCUCUCAGACUCUACAAGAGAUUUGCUGUACUGCGAUCAGUCUCCACUGUGAGCAGUACCCACUGCACAUGAUAGAAGAACUGAGUCUGCCCUGCCUGGACUUGCUGGUCCAGCAUCUAUCAAUGUUUGAUCUGCUGAGGCUGGAGCAGUUCCUGCAAGCUAGAGGAAUAAAUGCUAAACAUAUCAUGUUUGGCCUGCACCGUAAGCUUUUUCAGAGUGGUGAGACCUAUCCAAUCAAGGCAACUACGUGCCCACACUUGUUGAACUUGUUCCCGUGUGAUGGCAUGGAGUGGGGACUGUCUCGCUUACUCUUCCGUAGAACCAUAGCAGUUCUUGUUGAAGAGUAUAACUCCAGUGAAGAGCAAUAUAGAAACUUCCAGAAUGGUAGUCAAGAGCAUCUAGUAAUGAGAAAUGAAUGUUUGAUGGAGAUGUUCUGUCCCCCGAGUGGAUGCUUUGAGGAGGAUAUCAAAGCCAAGCUUUCCCGACUGCCUAUGAUGGUUGAGAAUCUAACCGUCAUGGCCGCUAAGAAAAUUCUGUUUCUGACAGUUGAUUAUAGAAUCCUGAAAUUUUUGCAAGACAAACGAUGUGAAAAUAUAUUGCAGUCAUUAUAUGAAUCAGUAGUUGUGGUAUCUUUGCUGAUGAAAAGUACACCCCAUCUUGUUGACUUUGUGAGGAACAUAAGAAAGUAUGGUAACAAAUUUGAACGUGUGUGUAUAUAUGGAAUCAAGAGAAAUGAUCUGCUGUUCCUUGAUGAGGUUCUGUCCCUGUGCAGUGGAGUUGUUGAAUAUGGGAGCACUCCACAGGGACAGCAGGACAAGGAAGCCUUGAGACAAAUCAUGUUAGCUGAUGACUGCAUGGAGGAGAUCUUUCAUUCCCACACUGAUCCAGAGUUUGAUCUCAUGGAUGAUGCUGUGCUGCUAGGUACUCCAGAUUAUCCUUCCAAAUUUGACAGCACUACAGGUAUGCUAAAAGCUGACUUCAAAUUUACAAACCUGGUGAAGAUUGAGUAUUAUGCCUUGAUAUUAAAUCAUCACCUGAAGUCCUGGCUGGCCUUGCAGGAGCUACAUAUUGGAGUUCCUUGUCUGCAUCCUAAGACUGUGAAGUGUUUGUGUUAUGUUCUGCAGCGACCUCAGUUCAGAUGUUUUACACUGUCAUCUGCCAGUGUUGUCAGCUCUGUAAUAGAGGAUCUUCUUUGCGCAGUUGCCUCACGGAGAAACUCCAACCCCUUAGAAAAGUUGAUGUUUGUCAGUGUACAGGAGAAUGUGGAGUCAUUUGUUGAUUUACUGGUUACAGACCAGCUGAUAACAAAAAGCCAAGAUGAGAUUGCAGAUUUCUUUAAGGUGAAUGAGUCUCAAAAACUGGCACAGUUUCAUGGAUUUCAGGGCACAAAGUUGCUGGAAGUUACACAGUGCACUCUGAGUGCCCGAGCAGAAGUCAUGAUAUGCCAGUUUGUAUUAAAAUGCCAAGCGUUGGAAACAUUAUGUGUCAGUAAUAGCAUUAGCCGAGUCAUUUUACAGACAGUACUCAAGUCUAUGUCCAACACAAUCAGGCCUCUGAACAGCCUCAUCCUGGAGGAUUGGCAUAUUUUGAGAGAUGCCAGCUGUGAGGCUCUCAUUAGUUUGCUACGCUCAGUGUCCCCAUCACUGCAAACUUUAAGCCUCAGGGGUUGUGUAACAGUGGAUGGAAGCAUCAAUUUUAAAGAUAUUAUUGAAAGUGUGGCAGCUUGCAAGAACCUUAAGCAGAUUGAUAUUUCUGAGAAUAAAUUAGGAAAUGAAGGCAUCCAGUUUGUCACAAGAAUUCUAGAGAACACAAAUGUUGCUGAGCUUAGUUUAAGGAGGAAUGACAUGUCCAAAGCAGCCAUCUGCAGCAUCAUAAAGUCUAGUGUGGAUAUUAUGAGGAAAAGAAGACCUCUCGAUUUAUUAGAUCUUCGAGGAAAUUGUUUCUCAGAAGACGACAGAAAUCAGCAGCAAGCUUUACUUAAGGAUGUGGCUCGACAUGUGCUUGUUGAUCCAAACAGUUCAUGA
Candidula unifasciata is the source of this 2067-nucleotide messenger RNA. The record is from the annotation of a GenBank genome assembly. Lineage: Eukaryota; Metazoa; Mollusca; Gastropoda; Stylommatophora; Geomitridae.